Molecule: messenger RNA, 1143 nt
Organism: Metarhizium brunneum ARSEF 3297
Lineage: Eukaryota; Fungi; Ascomycota; Sordariomycetes; Hypocreales; Clavicipitaceae
Source: RefSeq, a predicted model, not a curated record
AUGAUCACCGCAGGCUUCGUCGCCAUUGCCCUCGCCGGGCUGGCCUCGCUCGCCGAAAACGCGGCCCCCUUCCAGGCCCCCGACACCUACUCUCUAAACGGCGCCGGCCUGGCCAACGGCUUCGACGGACUCGCCGCCCGCGACGACGAGUGCCUCGCCAGCCAGGUCGCUUGCGGGACGGGCUUCUGUAUGCCCCGGGGAGGAUCCUGCUGCGACAGGGUCAGAGGGACGUACUGCGACGUCGGGUUCUACUGCUACCCGCAGGGCUGCUGCCCCAGCGGCAAGGUCUGUCGCGGCAGUCCCACGGACGGGUGCGCGUCGGGGAAGCAAGAGUGCGGGAGUGUCUGCAUCGCCGGCUCCAGCGUCUGCUGCAACCCGGGAGCCAGCUCCGGCAAUGUCUGGUGCGAGUACCCGAAGACCUGCGGUGCCGGCGGCAAGUGUGUCGGCAGGGCACUGGUGACGAGCGCCUCGGCCGUGCCGUCGUCCACUCUGCCUUCCUUGGGGAUCGCCGAUGCCACUGAGACUGGGGGCAGUUCGACCAAGGCAACCGGUGACAGUGGCGACGGCGGCAGCAGCAGCAACGACAAUAGCAGCAGCAAGGGCGAUAAGAAGACCCCCGUGGGAGCCAUUGUCGGCGGCGUUGUCGGUGGUGUUGCCGCCAUUGCCUUGGUUGGCGUCGGAAUCCUGCUCCUCCUCCGUCACAAGCGGAAGCAGAAGGAUGCUGCGCCGAGCCAGAACAUGCAGCCUCCUCCUCAUCAGCCUCUCAUGCAGCAAUACCCUCCCCAGACCUCGCCUUACGCGGCAAACAUCUCUCCUGCCCAGGGAAUGGGAUACCCUCCUGCCCCCCCGGGCUCUCCUCCUCCUCCUCAAGGAUACUACAACGCUUCUCCGCCGCCGGGGCAAUACUCUCCUUCAAUGGCUACUGGCCAAGUCAGCUCGCCAACCGGUACAUACUCAACUUCAACUGAUCCUCGAACUGGCGCUCCCACCGUCAGCCCAGUUGGGUUUGCGACUGUCAGUGCUACGCCUCCUCCUCCUCCUCCCGCCAGCCAGGGACGCAAUGGCAAUGAGAAGCCCGUUGUUUACGAAAUGUCUGCAAAGCCGGGCGACGACCACCGCGGCAAUAUCCACGAGCUUGCUUAA